AUGGCGGACAAGAUCAAGACGGUGGUGGUGCUGAUCCAGGAGAACCGCUCCUUCGACCACAUGCUCGGGUGGAUGAAGUCCCUGAACCCGGCGAUCGACGGCGUCACGGGCGCGGAGCUCAACCACGCGGUCGCCGGCGACGCCUCCUCCCCGGCCGUCCACUUCGGCAACGCCUCCCAGUACGUGGACCCGGACCCGGGCCACUCGUUCAUGGCCAUCUACGAGCAGGUCUACGGCGACCCCUACACCUGGGGCGGCGCGGCGCCGGCGACCAAGCCCGGCGUGGCGGUGCCGCCCAUGAGCGGCUUCGCGCAGCAGGCGGAGAAGGAGAAGGCCGGCAUGUCGGCCACCGUCAUGAACGGGUUCCGGCCCGACGCCGUGCCCGUCUACCGCGAGCUCGCCCGGGAGUUCGCCGUGUGCGACCGGUGGUUCGCGUCCGUGCCGUCGUCGACGCAGCCCAACCGGAUGUUCGUGCACUCGGCGACCUCGCACGGCCUCGUCGGCAACGACAAGAAGAUGCUCCGCGCCGGGAUGCCCCAGCGCACCAUCUUCGACGCGCUCCACGACGCCGGCCACUCGUUCGGCAUCUACUACCAGUUCCCGCCGGCCGUCCUCCUGUACAGGAACAUGCGGCAGCUCAAGUACAUCAACAAGUUCCACCCCUACGCCCUCGACUUCAAGCGGCACUGCAAGGAGGGCAAGCUCCCCAACUACGUCGUCAUCGAGCAGCGCUACCUGGACCUCAAGCUCUUCCCCGGCAACGACGACCACCCCUCGCACGACGUCGCCCACGGCCAGCGCCUCGUCAAGGAGGUCUACGAGGCGCUCCGGUCGAGCCCGCAGUGGAACGAGACCCUCCUCGUCAUCACCUACGACGAGCACGGCGGGUUCUUCGACCACGUCCCCACCCCCGUCGACGGCGUCCCCAGCCCCGACGGCAUCGUCAGCGCCGCGCCCAUCAGCUUCGCCUUCGACCGCCUCGGCGUCCGCGUCCCGGCCAUGCUCGUCUCGCCAUGGAUCGAGCCGGGCACAGUGAUCCACCGGCCGUCAGGGCCGGAGCCGACGUCGCAGUACGAGCACUCGUCCAUCCCGGCGACGGUGAAGAAGAUCUUCAACCUCAAGGAGUUCCUCACCAAGCGUGACGCCUGGGCCGGCACGUUCGAGACCGUGCUCACUCGCGCCACGCCAAGAACCGACUGCCCAGAAGAGCUGCCGGAACCGGUGCGGCUGCGGUCGGCGGAGGCGGAGGAGCACCGGGGGAUCUCGGAGUUCCAGGCGGAGCUGGUGCAGCUGGGCGCCGCCCUGAACGGCGACCACGCCACGGAGGCCUACGAGACCGACAAGCUCGUCGAGGGGAUGACCGUCGCCGAGGCCGCCGACUACUGCCAAACUGCGUUCGCGCGGUUCAGGGAGGAGUGCCAGCGGUGCCACGAUUGCGGCAUGGACGAGUCCCACAUCCCGGCGGUCCAGCCGGCGGCGCCGCCUCCAUCUGCAUCCAAGCUGUGCAGCUGCUUCCCCUGCUUCAGUGCGUAAGAAUGUGUAGUGCGUCUCUAUCGAUGGAUUCGGACGUUGCCUUUUGUAAAGUGUGCAUAUGCUUGUGGUUUGCUUUGCUUGAUUUGUUUGUUGUUUCGUAAAGGAAAGAUUGGUUUUGUAGUGUGUUGUGUUCAAUUUGUUAGUUUGUUGCAUUGUUAAGCGAGAAAUAAGGAUGGACUGAUAUGAACAUUUGUUGGCACUAUAUUUCACAUCGU
Messenger RNA from Panicum hallii, 1748 nucleotides. Its product is annotated as non-specific phospholipase C4-like. Gene Ontology annotation, biological process: phospholipid catabolic process. The transcript is spliced from 4 exons. Gene Ontology annotation, molecular function: hydrolase activity, acting on ester bonds. Bases 1 to 1533 code for a protein of 510 amino acids. The record is from RefSeq and is a predicted model, not a curated record. Lineage: Eukaryota; Viridiplantae; Streptophyta; Magnoliopsida; Poales; Poaceae.